Molecule: messenger RNA, 1565 nt
Organism: Teleopsis dalmanni
Lineage: Eukaryota; Metazoa; Arthropoda; Insecta; Diptera; Diopsidae
Product: zinc finger protein 628
Exons: 6
Coding region: 131-1510 (459 amino acids)
Cellular component (GO): nucleus
Molecular function (GO): zinc ion binding
Source: RefSeq, a predicted model, not a curated record
UUUUAAUUAGCAAAGAAAUAUUUUCCUUUUUUCGCGUGAAUACGCGAUAAUAUAAGAAAAAAAAUAAUUCAAAAAAACUGUCACAUCCAGUAUUUGUGCAUAAUAACUUGAGUUUUUUAAAAAUUUUAACAUGGAUUACAAUAUACAUAAAAUAUGUCGUGUGUGCUUAGAGGAAGGUGCUUUGACAUCCAUUUAUAGUACUGAAUUCGCAAUGACUCCGUCUACAAUGAUGAUGAUGUGUGCCAAAAUUAGGGUAUAUAAAACAGAUGGACUUCCAGCUGUUAUAUGCAAUAACUGUAUAUAUAGACUUGGUGUUGCAUAUCACUUUAAGCAGGAGUGUGAAAAUUCCGACAUCAGGCUACGGCAAUACUUGGGUCUACCAGAUAGAGGAUAUGGUAUUUGUGAUGCAGAAACUAACACAGAAUCCACAGUGGGAUUGAAUAAUAAGUGCCAUCAGUAUUUGACGCAAGAUAUUGAUAACUCUGACGAUGAGGAGCAGAAUAUUAAUAUAACCAAAAAAGCUAAACGUCGUUCACGUUAUGAACGCAAACCGCCAGAGGAACAUAAAAAGCGUGGUCCUAAGCCACUACCAAAAUUACCACAAACCUGCUAUGAUUGUAAUAAGACUUUUAAAUGUGCUGCACAAUUGCAGAUGCAUAUUCGCACACAUACUGGUGAAAAACCCUAUCAGUGUAACUAUUGUCCACGUAGAUUUGCGCAGAAAUACAAUUUACAAAUUCACGAACGUACCCACACAGGCGAGAAACCCUUUCAGUGUGAAAUCUGUUCAAAACAAUUUUCUGCGCUUGGUAAUUUUCAAGCACAUCAAAAAAUUCAUACUGGUGUACGUGAUCAAUUGUGCCCUGUGUGCCAGAAAUCUUUUUACACGAAUGGCGAUUUAUCUAAACAUAUGGUUAUACAUACUGGUCUUAAAAAUCAUCAUUGCGAUGUGUGUGGCAAAGCCUUUGGUCGACAACGUGACAUGCAAGCACAUAAGCGUAAAAUGCAUGCCUUACAUGAUCGUAGUGAAGAUGAUGACGAACCUGUCGAUGCCGUGAGCGGUGUAGUCAACGAUAGUUUCAAAUGCCCUGAUUGUGAUAAGGAAUUUGCAUCGGCUGGUAGUUUAAGUGUGCAUUUUCGUACGCACGGUACCAAUAAUUUACUCAAUUUGCCUUUGGUUGGUCAAAUGCAUACGCAUGCGCAUACACACACGCAUCCACAUACACAUCCGCAUCAUUAUCAUCAUCAUACUGCAGCUGUCCCGCCACCACCACCACCGCAUCCACACGAAACCUUACAUACGCAUGCACAUCAUUUAACUUUAAAUACGCCUACAAUACAAACAAAUCCAACAACUGGAAUGGCCAUGGCACAUGCCACAAUGACCCACAUGUUACCCCCACCACCGCCACAUGCAACGCAUGUACCACCACCACCACCGCCGCCAACGCCAUCAGGACAAAGUACACUUAGUAUGAUGCAUGCUGCACAAAGGUUGCAUCCUUAUUAAAGUCUGAAAUUAUUUAUAAAAUUAAAAAAUAAAGACUAACUUAUAUAUAUAUGUA